GUCGACGUCACUUCUACCAUGUUGAAACAGGAAGUAGGCAGAGCCGACGCGGGGAUCCUGUAACUGUGCUCACCGUGUUUGCUCGAUCGGUUGGCCGUUCUCCGCGUCGACAUUCGGGUUACAUGCUGCGUGUCUUUCUGGCCUGUCGAGGUAGGCGCGUCUCUUCGGAUCUGAUCGUUUCGUAGCAGCAGCAGCAGCGAUGGCCUCCCUCAAGCAGAGAACCUCGGGCCUCGUCCAGCGGAGGAGCGAGGCCAUCCGCAGCGCCGCCGACAAGGACAGGGACUCCGCCGAAGAGGAGGACGAGGCCCGCCGCGGGGAGGAGGAGGACGACGACGACGACAAGGGGGACUCGAAGGAGACCAGGCUCACGCUGAUGGAGGAAGUGUUGCUCUUGGGCCUCAAGGACCGGGAGGGCUACACGUCUUUUUGGAACGACUGCAUUUCCUCCGGUCUCCGCGGGUGUAUGCUGGUGGAGCUGGCCCUCCGGGGGCGGCUGCAGCUGGAGGCCUGCGGCGUGAGGAGGAGAAGCCUGCUCUCCAGAAAGGUGAUCUGCAAGUCUGACGCCCCGACGGGAGACGUGCUGCUGGACGAGGCCUUGAAGCACGUUAAGGAGACCCAGCCUCCAGAGACCGUACAGAGCUGGAUAGAGCUGCUGAGCGGAGAGACCUGGAAUCCCCUGAAGCUGCACUACCAGCUCAGGAAUGUCAGAGAACGUUUGGCCAAAAACCUGGUUGAGAAAGGUGUGCUCACCACCGAGAAACAGAACUUCCUGCUUUUUGACAUGACCACGCAUCCGCUCACCAACAACACCAUUAAACAGCGCCUCGUGAAGAAGGUCCAGGAAUCCGUUUUGGAGAAGUGGGUCAACGAUCCCCACCGCAUGGACAAGCGGGUCCUGUCCCUGAUCCUUCUGGCCCACUCGUCCGACGUUCUCGAGAACGCCUUCGCCCCGCUGCAGGACGACCAGUACGACCUGGGCAUGAAGAGGGUCCACACUCUGCUGGAGCUGGAGCCGGAGAAGGAGAGCGCAAAGCCCAACGUCAACGAACUCAUGUGGGCGGUGGUGGCCGCGUUUACUAAAUGAAAAAAACGCCCCCCCCCCCCGAUUGGUUGGACUGGAAGAUCUGGCUACGGUCUGUUAUUUAAUUGGUUGAAGGACUUCACUUAAUGAGACAGACUUCACUUUAAUGAGACAAUCUGUUUUGGCCGGGGAGCCUGUGUGUACAUCUACUCCGGAUGACGUUUUGGUGGCAGUCCUUAUUAAGCGGGUGCAAUCCGAUUGGUGGUGGGCUUCACCGAGUAGCGUUCGGCUGGAGCGGUCUCUAAAUAAAACGAUGAGUGGGUGCUGUCACACAGUGGGGUAUAUUAUCUGCCGCUGCCAGGCCGAGGACGUGCGAAGAAUCGCCGGCACCACCAACCGAUGGGUUUCCGUUCAUGUUAGAUGACAUCAAAGAACAAAGGCAGGUGGCAGCGGUCGUCAUGGUGAUUAUGAAGACUCUGACUGGGGCCAGGAUUCCUUUCUAAGGGAACAUCAUCGCUAGCUUUCCACACGGUCGGGCCAGAAUCAAAUCCUGGUCUCUUCUGCAUACCCCCCCCCCCUGCCUCCCCCCCUCUCCCCUCACAUGCUUAUGCAAGGAUAAAGGAUAGCAGAUCCUGCUGCUGUUGAUGCCCUUUGCACUCGCGCAGGUCUCCUGCUUCCAAAAGAUUCUCCCCCACUGGUUGGGUUUGCGUCUUUUAGAGUUACUGUCCGAUCAGACCGGAAUCUUUCCUCCGCUCUUCCUCAUUGCGUUUUGAGGAGGACACGGAGGACACCAAUAAAUACUUACUGGCCUGCAACACUACGAGUGAGCCGAGUAAUUUGGCCCAAAUGAAGAAUUAAACCGUGAGUCUCACAAAGCUCUUCACUUAUUGGUCGCAAUGGGUCCAUCCCGUGUUUACUACGAGAUUAGUCUUCCAUUUCUAUUCAUGUUGCUAACCGAUGCAUACAGUAGCCUUUCAUUUAUCAACUUAUUUGCAGAGUCAAUAGCGCUGUAGGAAGAAUUGUCUUUUUACAGGAUUUUUUGGGGGGGGUGAAAAGAUUAAAAAUGAAGAACCGUAGCGACCAUGGUCGAGCAAAAAGUAAAAAAGAAUACUUAAAAAUCAUUCCUGAGUUUAUCCAAUGAAUAAAUAAGCCAAGUGUGAGUCAAGAUGGAAAAACAAAUAGGCGGUCAUAUCUGUUCCUUCUUUUUUUUUUUUAUCGCCUUUAACAGCUCACACGAGAUUUACAGUAGGAUCCUCAGCGGCUGCUCACACGACUGCUGGGAAAUGUUCACGGAAUUAAAUAAUGAAUAACUUAGGGGAAAAGGGUCGAUUCACCCAAGUUAUAAAAAAGAAAUACCCAUUUUGGUAUCGAGCCACGGAGGUAACUUUGGCUUUAUUUAUGUUGUGAAAUGUCUUUAAGAUAUUUACCUCUUAAAAUUGGUAAAUGGAAUUUCCUUUUCAUGUUCGUCAUCAGUAAAACAGAAGCAAAGUCUAUUUUUUUUUUACUCCCCUAAUUGCUAAUCUUUGCUGUAGAUUGUUUUCUAAGACGCACUUUGCACUAGAAACACCACCUCGAUGACGUCUGCGAUCUGCGUCUUCUGUGGCUUCGUUAUAGACGUAGACCGAAGUGAAGUGAAACUACGUCUUUUUGUUUUUUGGGUGAAGCGACCCUUUGAAAGUCUCCCUGUUAUGCUAUGUAGUGUGUCGCUCAGCUUCUACGUCAUAAUUAGAUGUUAUUUCUAGCUGGUAGGCCCACGCGGGCGCGUUAUAUUGUUCGAUACGUGCAGAUCACAGGAGGGUUACUUGGGCCCCGGAGGGAUUCCACGGUAAAGAACGAACCUGUUCCACCAUAUUCUUAAAAAAAAAAAACAACCUCCCCCAGGCGGGCUUCUGUGCAGACCUGGUUUCUGGUGUGUGGAGUUAAAUGUGUGAUGGGACUGUUCUGUUUUCUACCAGCGGAACAACAACUAGUGUGAAGAGGUGCUGAGAUGCGUUCAGAUGCAUGCUGUCGGUGGAGGGCUGGGGUACUACAGAGAAAAAGGCUUAUAUGUAAUCAUUAGUUUAUUUUAUGUGUACGAUCUAAUGGAAUUUAAUGAAAGGGAUCUUCUCUCCUAUCCGCUAUAAUUCUGUAUGCUUUUAUAUUACCACACAAAAUAAAGUAAGGAUCCUUUAAGUGCCUGAAUUUA
This is a messenger RNA of Gasterosteus aculeatus aculeatus (three-spined stickleback), 3206 nucleotides long. RefSeq names its product Golgi phosphoprotein 3. Gene Ontology annotation, biological process: Golgi organization; retrograde vesicle-mediated transport, Golgi to endoplasmic reticulum; Golgi to plasma membrane protein transport. The record is from RefSeq and is a predicted model, not a curated record. Gene Ontology annotation, cellular component: Golgi cisterna; cytosol; trans-Golgi network. Lineage: Eukaryota; Metazoa; Chordata; Actinopteri; Perciformes; Gasterosteidae. Gene Ontology annotation, molecular function: phosphatidylinositol-4-phosphate binding.